AUGCAGGCGACAGACAGGGAUGUCCCACAUAAUGCUUGUAGCUGCCCGACUAGUUUUGAAGAUAGGCACCAAUGCGACAGCCAGGCACUUAUGCGUGCUUGUGGGUGCGUCGGUGCGGAUAGUGACUCUGCGGGGUCAAAUUUGACCGCCCAGCAACAAACAGAUGGAACCGUAUCAAAUGCUGCAGACAAGCUACCCCUCCGUUGCAUGCUUCUCCACAUUUUCAAACAUCAGGCAAGCUGUGAUGGCGCUGCUGCAGGUCGGAAUCAACGGUGGCGCAUGCUUCCUAUCGGAAAAGGCAUCAUCCAAAACAUCUUCGCAUUGAUCGAUAUACUGCGGACAAUUUCUUUUUUCUCCACUUGCCUGAGCACGCGCAUCAAGUCAACGACGCAAGCAAGCAGGAUGUUAAUCAAAGAAAGCCACGCCGACGUGCAGACCACCGUCAAUGGCGUCGAAUCCACUAUGAGGAUAUUCGUGUUUCAUCCUACGAUCCCGCAGUAUCCUAAUGCUCGCUUCCCCGGAGUAGUAAUCUUCAGCGAGAUCUACCAGGUCACCGGUCCCGUGGCACGGUUUGCUCGGCAAAUCGCUGGCCAGGGGUACAUUGUGGCGGCUCCAAGCAGUUAUCACGACUUCACAGGACCUGAGCCACUGGCCUAUGAUGUUCCUGGAACAGAUCAAGGCAAUGAGUGGAAAAUCAAGAAGACACUCGAGUCGUACGAUGAGGACUCUCACAAGUCGGUAGACUACCUCCUGAGUCUGCCUACUUGCACUGGCUUGAUCGGGGCCACAGGAAUGUGCCUAGGAGGCCAUCUCGCACUUAGGGCUAGUUUGGACCCUCGCAUCUCGGCCUGUGUUGCAUACUUUGCCACCGAUGUCCACUCACGUACCCUCGGCCCCUAUGAGAGUGCCAACACAGCAUAUGAUGCCCCGGCCAACUCGAAUCAUACUAUCGACCAUUUCUCCAAGCUCAAGGCUGAAGUUGCCAUGAUCUUUGGUAUCAAGGAUACGCACGUGCCUGAUGCAGGUCGAGACUUGAUCCGGCAGAAGCUGCGCGAGGCCGGUACCGUGUUCAGUUUCUACGAGUUUGCCUGGGCACAGCACGCCUUCAUUCGCGAUGAGCUUAGCAAGGGUCGCUAUGAUCCGGCAAUCACCAAGGUCUGCUUCGAAGUUCUGCUCGAGCUCUUUGGCCGUACGCUCAAGACAGACUUGGGUCAGCGGGAUGGAACGGAGCAAAAGGUUGAACACGUCUGCUAAACCUCUUGUGGAGUUCUAGAGGAGGUGCACGACAAGCAACUGUGUAUGCUGCAGUAGCUUUCAUUGAAGAGGCAAUCGAUCUACCGGUCUAUAUAUCUGAUCUUCCCUGUGGGGUCACCUUCCGAGAUGAAUAUUUGCUAUUGAUGCCCACUUUUGGAAGCUUUGAUGGCAGUUGUCUGUCCACAAUGAUUAACCCUUGA
Messenger RNA from Pyricularia grisea, 1454 nucleotides. RefSeq lists its product as uncharacterized. The coding region runs from base 1 to 1254 and encodes 417 amino acids. The transcript is spliced from 7 exons. The record is from RefSeq and is a predicted model, not a curated record. Gene Ontology annotation, molecular function: hydrolase activity. NCBI's taxonomy places the organism in Eukaryota, Fungi, Ascomycota, Sordariomycetes, Magnaporthales, Pyriculariaceae.